AUGAACGGAUCUUCAUCCCGGCUGCGCUCUGUUCCAGGCGCCAUCCUUUGGAGGGUCGAGCUCGACAUCACCGCGGACAGGCGAGUCGCCGAGCGGUGUUUCGAGAUAGCCAAGGCAGUUCACGAGGAUCCUGGCAACACGGCUGCCGCCAUGAGGGCAGUGUUCGCACAGGAGGGUUUGGAUAUGGUAGAGGCUUCGUUGUCCGUCGCGGAGCCAGACAUGAACACCGCGACGUCCACCGCGACGACAGCGAGCUCCACCGCAGCAGCCACAACAGCCGCUCCAGCACGAGCUGGACCGCGGAGGCGAUGA
Messenger RNA from Prorocentrum cordatum, 312 nucleotides. Lineage: Eukaryota; Dinophyceae; Prorocentrales; Prorocentraceae. The record is from the annotation of a GenBank genome assembly.